CAAUUCUUCUAGCAUGGUCCAACUCGUCGUUACCACUCGCAUCCUUUCCGCGAUUGAGGCCAUUCCGCCGUCUCGUCGCGAGGAUCUCGACCUUCCAGACUUGAUAAACUUGAACUCUCCUAUUUCACACGAGCAACUGAUUGGGUUAUCGCGAUACCUGAAAAGCAAUCCGGAUGGCCACGAUAGCGACAGCAACACCCCGACGUCCUUGAACUCCCUCCUUCACGGAACUAAAGUCUACGUGCCUCCGCCGCCUAAGAAGCCAGAACCUACCCCUGAAUACCUCGCCCAAAAGGCUCGCCUCCUCGCCGCCGUCGAAGCAGACGCCUACAACCGCAUGACCUUACCCUCCUCAACCUCAACAAAAGGCCCAUCACCAAUCUUCUCCUCAACCACACCCAUCGUCUCCGCAAUGCAUGAUCCAAACACCUCCGACACCUCCGCAAAGGAUCCCCUAACCCCCUCCCUCGUCCUAAACAUCUUCCUCUCCGUGCUCUUGACCGGAUUCAGCACCUAUUGGGCACUAAGCAAGUUUUCAACACCGGAUAUACUCACUUCGACUGUUGCGAGUGCGUGGAGGGGGAGGGAUGUGCGCGGGGCAUCGGAGCCGGUGCGCGUGUUGUUGAGUCUUUUUGUGGCGCUGCUUGUUGGGUUGGCGGAGGUGAUUAUUUAUGCUAUUUAUUUGGGGAAGGCGGAGGAUGCGAGGGUUAAGGAAAAGAGGAUAAGGGAGAGGAAGGAAUUUGUUGGGGGUGAGCGGGUUGGUGGGAGGGCCGAGGAGGCUGAGACUGAUGGUCAGCAGGUGGAUGGAGAUGAGGAGAAGAUUUGGGGCCGUGGUGCUAAUGGAGGGUUACGGAGGAGAGUGAGGGAGAAAUGGGAGGAGCAGGAGAAGGUGCAAUAAGGGAAGGGCGUGACUACUCAAGCAGAAAAAGUAGAUACCCACUGACAUAAGAACAACGGAGUAUACUGUACCAUCCGUCCAAUGACUGUUCUCCCACACAUAUAUCUCUAGACUAUCAUUUUUACAGUGUCUUGCGAUCUCUUACUUCAGUCAUAUUCGAAUAAAUGUAGCUCCGCAUCCAGCAUGGAGUAUUAAUAUCUAAAU
Messenger RNA from Aspergillus ruber CBS 135680, 1102 nucleotides. Its product is annotated as TMEM199/VMA12 family protein. Bases 14 to 898 code for a protein of 294 amino acids. Gene Ontology annotation, biological process: vacuolar proton-transporting V-type ATPase complex assembly. The record is from RefSeq and is a predicted model, not a curated record. NCBI's taxonomy places the organism in Eukaryota, Fungi, Ascomycota, Eurotiomycetes, Eurotiales, Aspergillaceae. The transcript is spliced from 2 exons. Gene Ontology annotation, cellular component: endomembrane system.